CUCAUCCACCACCUCCUCCUCCUCCCUCCUCCUCCCUCCUCCUCCUCCUCCUCUGUAACUUCUCGUCCUCAGACCUCGGCUCAGUUUUAUUUCGGACUGGAUACGACAGACACGCAGCAGCAGCAGCAGAAGUGAAUCAUGGCGCACGGACCGUUCCUCUCGCUCUUUCUUCUUCAUCUCUGCCUCCUCAGCUCGAGCGCUUGGGCCAAGGUGAAGCUGACCACGCAUGAGAGUGUUGAGGUGUACCUGGGUGACUCGGCUCAGAUCCCCUGCCAGUACAGCUUCACUGACACCGACACUGAGCCCAGCUUCGUCAUGAUCCAGUGGUUUGUGAGAGGUGUCGGCAGCUCACGGACGCGGAUCUUCUACUUUGAUAACAACGCUAACAUCACGGACAGCAACACGGAAUACAGCGGCCGCAUCCUGGUGACUCCAGAUCCUCAGGGAACCGUGCUCACCAUCCAGGACGUCCAGCUCGCCGACGAGAGGGAGUUCUUCUGCCAGGUCAACGGGCUGGCUGCCGGGACCGCUGAGGGCAAGACCCACCUCAGAGUGUUUGCUCCUCCAGAGGCUCCGGUGAUCGAGGGCGUCCUCACUGGAAUAUCUGUGACCAAGGAGGUGCCGUCUAAGGUCGCAUCAUGUGAGGCGAAGAACGGCUUUCCUAAACCCAACAUCACCUGGUACAGGAACAACGUCCCGCUGAAGCCAGAUCCAGGACAUGUAAACGUGUUGAUCCUGACCUGGGAGACCAAAGGCCUCUACUCGGUGCAGAGCACGCUGGAGUACAAGGUGGUGAAGGAGGACAAAGACGCCCAUUUCUCCUGUGAGGUCAGCUUCUCUGUCCCGGGAGCCAUCAGGACAGUGGAGUCAAACAACGUCAACGUCACGGUUCACUACCCUACCACCAUGGUGGAGCUGUGGAAGGAGUUGCCCCAGGGCUUGGUCAAAGAGGGGGAUACUGUGGAGCUGCGUUGCCAGGGCGAUGGCAACCCCCCGCCGUUCUUCAAUUUCAGCCGAGAACAAGAUAACGAACUGUACGGCAGCGGCAACACGUUGACCCUGUCUCAGGUGUCAAGGACAGACAGCGGCAUCUACCAGUGUUGGCCUGUGGACGCUGACAAAGACAGCGAGGUCAAAGGGGAAAUGCAGCUCACCGUGCACUAUUUGGAUCCAGCUGUUGUUGUACCUAAAGAGUCAGAGUUCAUGAUAAAGGGAGAAGAUCUGACCGCCAGCUGCAACGCUCUGUCCUCCCUGAAAACCUCCACCGUCUGGUACAAGGAUGGCAAACAGGUGGGUAAGGGCAACACAUUGCACCUGCAGGACGCCACCUAUGAAACAACGGGAAAGUACAUGUGUGAGGUGACCGUUCCCUCGCUGCCGGCGCUGAACACCAGCGGCUCCGUUCACAUCAUCGUUCAAGAACAUGUUGUCGUCUGUGUGUGUCUUUGUGCAGCUGAGGGCAGUGGAGUGAUCAUAGUGGUGAUCAUACUGUGUCUGCUGCUGCUCGCCAUCCUCGGCAGCGUCCUCUACUUCCUCCACAAGAAGGGGAAGAUUCCCUGUGGACGCUCGGGGAAGCAGGAGAUAACCAAAGAGAAAACCACCAAAGACGACAUUGUUGUGGAGAUGAAGACCAACACAAAGACUGAGGAGUCUGUCCUGCUGAAGGCCGUCAACGGAGACAAGAAGGGACCUGAUGACCAGUAACGUCCCUGUAGGUUCAGCAGCAUGGAGACAUCAGUGUUGGAGCACAGGACGGAGUCGAUGGGAUGAGAGAUCUGCAGGAAGACCCCACCACACAGCCUGGACAUUUCCCCCAUCAUGCUUUGUUCUCAGCAGUAUUCAGUAGUUUUACACACACAGUCACACACAGUCACACACACACACACACACACACACACACACACACACACACAGAAACACAGGUAUGUAUGUACAGAUGUGUAUUUUCCUUUGAAUGAGUGUUUCCUGUACAUUCAGUCCCUCCAGUUGUUUGCACUCGGCCGUCGUUCGAGUGCGACGAUGUCUCUCGAUGCAUCCUUUUUUUUUUUUGUUUCUUUUUCUAUGAAGUGUACAUAUUAUAUAUAUUUUGUUAUUUAAGAUAUUUUGGCACUCGGAUUUUCAUUUCAUGGCAGCGUCUGGGUCGUGUGCAUGUUGAUCCAUGUCCAGGGGAUUUUUUAUUUCUUUGUUUUUUGAGACCAAACGAGUCCGGCUGCUCCGCUGCCGUGGCUGCUCUGUACCGUCGGUUCAGUCACACUGAGAGACGUCUCGUCAGCGUGUUUGAUCAGAUCUUUAAAUGAUUGACGCCAAUAAUUGUAGAUAAACACUUACCACCCUCCCCCCCCACAAAAACACACACAAACUUUUCCUCCAGAAUCGGCAGUUGCACCAUUAGGGGGCGCUAAACUUCAGCGUUCCCGCCCUAAAAGCUGUGGCUCAGAAACUCUGGCGUCCUUCUGCAAACUACUGUCAAGCCCUCGCACUGUUUGUAAAUACGCGUUCAGACCUGUGAGCGGACGCCUCCGACUGUUACUGAAGGUGAAAAGGUCAAAGGUCAGUGAUCUGCUGUGCCUGUUUUUUGAGAACGCGUCGUACACUGAAAUAUUGUUUGAUUUAUUUCUCUGGUUUGCUCUGUGUGUUCUUUGUGUUUCCUCUGAGAGUUUUUUUAUUUGGGCUCGAAGACGCGUUUUCACGUCGUGCACGUUUGAGCUUCACGCUACAGAUAAGAAUGACGCAGGUUUUAUUUCAUGUUGAAGGAUCAACAGGAGAUAAAAUAUGUCACAGGGAACAUUCAGUUUUCUUCAGUUACAGGAUUCAGCCACGGUCAUGCUCCUGCAGACUGAUGAGAAAAGUUUUUUAUCACGAUUGAAACCAUGGAUUGUGUUUAAGUAAGAAACCGAUUUAAAGCUGUACAGGCUAAGACGACACUUCGUUUAAAAAUACAUCUGCAGCCAAAGAGAAGAGCUGAGGAUCUUUAAAAAAGAAAAUCCAAAAGGUCAUUUAAAAACACUCACAGCUGUUUUAAAGUUUUUGCAGAAUCUUCUAAACAUCUGGAACAAAAUUGGACGAGAGAAAAAAUAUUUCAAGCACAAACUCAAUUUUAUCCGCUGCAUUUUUCUGACCUCAUGAUGUUUUCAUUUAUAUAUUAACACACAGAAUGUUUUCUACUUUUUGACCGUACAAAACAUGCAGAUUCAUUUUUCUGUGACAAUUCAACGUGUAGAGGCACAAACUGAAAAUGAUUCAUCCUCCUUGUUUGUAGUAAAUCGGCUCAAACGCGCACGUGCGUGUUACGCUGCUGGAGGUCCGUGUUGUGAAUAUGACGUACUGAUCUCUCACCGUGUUGGUUGUUGUGAAAAGAAGUUUGACCUUUUUGUUGCCGAGUGCGCGAACGUUGCCCCGAAGACUUGCAGCAUUAAACAGAGUAGUGACGUGUUUUCUGUUUUAUUUUGUUCCUUUGAGAUGUUACAUUUGUAGAAAUAUCCAGGUACAGAACGUCCUCAGGCAAGAAGAAGAGUCGUCACGUGAAGCUGUCGGAGUUUCUCUGAUCUGAUCCUCGCAGUGAAUCUGCACCUCUUCGUCUUUUCAGUUUUUUUUUUGACCGCACGGGACAUUUUUCUGUUUGUUGUUUCUGGAUUCUUCACCAGUGGGAAACAUGUUUUUGAACGUGAUCGUUGCAGUUGUUCGUUUCCUAAAUGUGAGUACUGUAUAUGUGAUCAUUUGAUGCUUGCGUGUUUUUAUAUUUUUUGCAAGAAAAUAAUGCCAAAUAAAAAAGUUCCA
Molecule: messenger RNA, 3777 nt
Organism: Paralichthys olivaceus (Japanese flounder)
Lineage: Eukaryota; Metazoa; Chordata; Actinopteri; Pleuronectiformes; Paralichthyidae
Source: RefSeq, a predicted model, not a curated record